This is a messenger RNA of Eriocheir sinensis (Chinese mitten crab), 1251 nucleotides long. RefSeq names its product 39S ribosomal protein L10, mitochondrial-like (gene mRpL10). Gene Ontology annotation, biological process: translation. Gene Ontology annotation, molecular function: structural constituent of ribosome. The transcript is spliced from 7 exons. Lineage: Eukaryota; Metazoa; Arthropoda; Malacostraca; Decapoda; Varunidae. The record is from RefSeq and is a predicted model, not a curated record. The coding region runs from base 175 to 951 and encodes 258 amino acids. Gene Ontology annotation, cellular component: mitochondrial large ribosomal subunit.
GCGGGUAAUAUCAACCAUCGCAAAGAUCACAAGUGGACAAACUAGACCAAAACCAGACAAAUUAAUACGUUUUCUUACUGUGCCAUGCGUAGUGGGAAGCAGAGCGACUUAAUUUUCCGAGGAGGUAUUUCGCGCAACACCGGGCCAGCAGAAUCACAGUAAAAACAGUCCACAAUGUCAGUCCCAUUUGGGAGCCGGCUACUGCCUGCUUGGAACCCAAUUAUGACCGCUGUCAGAUCCCGAACGAGAGCUCCAAAUCUUAAGAAACCAGCAAUACCCCACUGGACUCGUGCAGUCGUCCUCAAGCUAGUAGAGCCUAUCCAUAAGGACCCAAUGGAAGGAAUUCACCCUAGAGAGACAUGUCAAAAAAGGCAGAAAGCUCUUCAGAGUAAAACAGAGCAGGUCAACCCUUUUGAGCAAAUUCUUGCCAAAGAAUUUCUGGAGAAGAUAGAAAAUGCCAAGCUUGUUGCAAUAUUCCACGUGCUACCCAUGACAGAGGCAGAGUUAUUUGCAGCCAGAGUGCAGCUAAACAAGAUCAGCUUGCAAUACAUCAAGCACAACAACACGAUAAUGAGACUUGCCUUCACGGGCACCAAAUAUGAAGCGUUACUCAAGCUGUAUGAGUCCACCACAUGUACCUUUUAUGGCGAUGAACCUGCUGUGUCUAAGCUUCUGAAGCUUGAGAAAAAGAUAUCUGGCCUAGUUUUGCUGGGAGGUGUUGUUGAAGACAGAUUCAUGAGUGUGCAAGACAUGAAACAUUAUGCCAGCCUGCCCUCUCUGCACACUCUUCAGGCACAGCUAGUCAGCAUCCUUGGCACUCCAGCUCAGCACCUCUCACAGAAUCUCUCUGCAAACCAGGUUGAAUUAUCUUCCUCCCUGUCACGCUAUGCUACAGACAACAAACCUGAUGGUGAUGCAGAGUCCUCACCUACCACAGAGUCAGCACAGUGAUGUUGUUAAUAGACCAUAUUGGCUAUCAGUCCACCUCUUCGCCACUUGAGGACCCUUGUGUGCGCUCCAUGGCAAUGGUACUGUGUUUGGGCAUUUGACUCCAAAUAAUAACUUGUAUAGAACCAGGCUCACUAGGGUAAGUACCUCCUAGACACAUCACUGGAUGGACGAGUGUGGCACUGUGUGUAAAGCCAAUAUGCUCUAUUGAUGACUUGUACAGACAUGAUUCCUUACUCAUCAGUAAGUCGUGUAUAUUAUUGUAAGAUUUUUAAGUAUACAUUAUAAAUGAAAAAAUGUAAA